Messenger RNA from Achroia grisella, 1914 nucleotides. Its product is annotated as sodium/hydrogen exchanger 9B2-like. The coding region runs from base 197 to 1768 and encodes 523 amino acids. The record is from RefSeq and is a predicted model, not a curated record. The transcript has 11 exons. Lineage: Eukaryota; Metazoa; Arthropoda; Insecta; Lepidoptera; Pyralidae.
CAGCCAUAGAGGCAAAACUAGCCAAGUUAUUAAGCGGUGUCGAUUAACAAUAAUGAAUUGAUUUGUCUGUAGACACGCUCGAGUGCUCGACGCGCAGCGGUCAAAUUCAUGGCACUCAUGUAUUUACUGACGUGAAUGUGCAUCUGAUGAAAUUAUCUAUUUUAUUAGGUUUUAAAUAGAUACUGUAGUGCUAUAUAUGUUUAAAAUUUUGAUCAUGAGCAGAGGAAACGAAGAAAAUAAGGAAACCAGAGUCAUCGAUAACGGUGGCGGCAAAUUAAAUAAUCAAGAAGAUAAAACAGCGCCGGAUUCUAGACUAAAUAUUUCAAACUAUAAUUUGGAUAUAUCCAACGAGGAAGAUUUGAAGAAAUCAUGGUGUGUUACUGCGACGCCUUCAAUAUUGCAUUUUAUAACAUUAAUAAUAUUAGGUACGUCAGUAUGGGGAUUAAUGUGGUGUGCAUGGGGUGAUAACUGGAAGUUGGGAGGGCCAUGGUUUCGCUUGGCGGCAGUAGCUGUGAUUGGAUGGGCUAGCGGACAAAUGCUGCAUGAAUUGACAACCCUUCCACCACUACUUGCUGCUCUACUAACUGGCAUUAUAGCAAGACACUGGAAUAUUCUAGACAUGAGAGAAUAUUCUGACAUCGAUAUAUUCUUAAGAAAAAUAUACCCAGUUAUAAUUUUAGGCAAAGCCUCCUUAGGAUGGGACGUGAAGUACAUGAAAGAUAAUUGGAAGUUGAUAAUGUCACUGGGUAUUUUGCCUUGGGCUGCCGAGGUAUUUAUGCUGUCUGUGCUAGUCAAUCUCUUAUUGGACUUUCCUUGGUUAUGGGGCGUCCUGCUGGGUUCUAUAUAUGCGUCCGUGUCAUGUGCAGUACUGAUGCCGUCUGUAAUUAAUAACAACAAACUGGCUGGAGGCAAACGCAAUUGGACUCAACUUAUAUGCACCGCCGGUGGAAUCGAUACGGCACUAAGUGUCGGAGUUUAUGGUCUUAUCUAUAGCUUCAUGGUCUACGACACUAAUGACAUUUAUAGAUAUACAAAAGCAUUUUUAGCGAUAUUUAUGGGUAUAGCACUAGGUGUUCUAUGGGGUUCUUUAGCGGGACUAGUACCACAUUCAAGAGAUUUCUACGUCACCGAGUUGCGCAUUCUCUUCGUGUUGGUCGGUGGUCUACUUGGCAACUUUAUCACUUCUUUAAUUGGAUGGGGAGGCACAGGAGGCGUAGCAGUGCUAGCUUGCAAUGCGACUGCAGCUACGCACUGGGUCCGAGAGGGUUGGAAACUUAAUAGCAAUCCAGCAUCAACAGCUUAUCGCGUUUUAUGGUCUAUAUUUGAACCUAUUCUUUUCACCUACACGGGAACAUUUUUUGUGGUCAACACGUCUGUCUCGGAGAAGAGGCUGUUAUUAGGCUUCGGGAUCCUGGCUGUGUGCCUAAUAGUACGACUAUCAGUCACGUUUCUUGUUUGUAGGAAUUUUACGCUUAAAGAAAGAAUCUAUGUGUGUUGCACCUGGAUACCAAAAUCAAUUGUCGAGGCUGUAUUAUGCCCUUUGGCAUUAGUCACAUUGAUAUCAUCUUAUGGCCAUGACGACAAGCGACUGAAGUACGCUGAAGAUUUAAUAACACUCAUCAUACAGGCAAUUCUCAUUACCACCCCUCUUGGCUUCCUCCUUACAAAUUAUCUCGGUCCGAGACUGCUUAGAGUAUCACCACAGGACUGUGAAAAUACCGAUAAAGAGUCCUAUAAGAGGAAGUCCAGUACAUGCCAAAAUGAUUAAUUAUGAGUAAUGCAGUCAGUGCCAUAAAGACGUCUUCUCUAUGGUCUCUACUAAUAGUGUACAAUUUAUGAAGCAACCGCAUUAGAAAUUUAAAAACUAUAUCAAUUGAAGUUGUGACUAGUUAAGUGUAUAUUGUAUACAACAAA